GUGGCUUGGGCGAGGCACAGGUCGGCUGACUAAGCUUUCGGAAACGUCCGUGCAACUUCGUCUCUCGCUGGAACCCCUAGUUCAACGAUUUUGUUAUUCAUAUACCAAUAUUCCGAUGGCGCUAAAGGCUUCCCGGCUCAUUAUAUUUGCAUUUUUCGUCAGAUACUGCAUCGCCUGGUCUUGGUCGCGUCAAUCUCCGGAUCAACCACGCGUUGUUCAGUCUGCCAAGCACAGUGAUACUCAACUAUUUUCACCUGAGAUGCACGCUGGACUAUCACACGAAGAGAUCGACCUGAUCUCCAAACACACCGGCGCAUUUGAUGGAUAUAUGCGUAAAAGUGACUGCUUUCAAGAUGCCGCAAGACACGCCCAGAGUCGAUGCGAGGAGUCUCACAUGAGUGAGGACGAACGCAUACAAGUUGCUAUCAGGCUCACCCUUUGUGAACUUGCUACAGCUCGCCACCAUACGCCCCCUCUCGAGUGUUCUCCAUUUUCUAGCGGUGUCGGAUCACCCGUCCCGCAUCAUGUAGUAGGUGAUUGUGUCGACGCACUCUCUCGGAGCGCUCAAUUUUGGUCUAGCUACUCUGGGUACCUGCGAGAAAUCCCCCAGCUGUGCUUUGCGUUUCGUCGUUGGAUGGAAAUUGACACCGCAAAGGAUAUCUAUAGAAAUAUAACGCUAGAGAAACUCGCUCUUAUUCGCUUUAUUCUAGAACAGCAAAAGGGUUUCACAGCUGCACGCCAGAACUGGGAGCGAUCAUCCACAGACCUGGGCGAUCUUAUCAAUGUGUUGAAAUCGACUAACAGUAAUAUACGCGACGUCGCAGAUGUGACGUCCACUUCCAUCGUUCAACAUGCGCAAUCACUGUUCGCAAAGAUGGAGACUACCUUGUCAGUUAUCAGCCAGCAGAGCUUCGACGAUCGUAUUCGUUCAUUGGACAAGGUUGACCGGAUGAUAGAUGAUAUGGAAUUAAGCCAUUCGGCAGCCAUGUCGUCGUUGCUGUCACUCGUCGAAUCGCGUUUGACCGCUGAAAUCGAAGAAUUCGCAUCGCUGAUGUUAGAGCAGCGCCUUCAAUCUCGGGCAGUCGCGGAUCAGGUUCAGCAGAAAUGGUCUGCGCUUGACGGGAAUUUUUUUGCAAUGCAAAAUUCCUUCCAUGACCUGCAGAGUGUGAUCACAGGGCUUACGGUCUCCUUGGAGACCUCUUUUUCCCAAGUAGUGCACACGCAAGAGAUUCAACGAGAGGUCGCAGAGUCUGUUUCACUUCUUGACGACAGAAUUUCUCAGCUCACAAAGGCGACUCAUCGCGAACUUGAAACAAUCAAUCAAACGGCUCUUGCACUCAUUGACAACUUUCAGCGCAGGUCAAAACACAACACAUGGCUAUUUAAUCUGCGGUGGCUUUUGCAUUUUGUCGAACCCACGUCAUUCCUCGGCUUCAAGACUUUUCAAGUUGCAACUAGUUUCUUGGUAUUCCUCUGGCGUUUUCUAGAAGUGAUGUUAUCACUUCUCAUGACUAGCGUCGCUGUUUCCAGCAUCAAAAGUCAGCUAUUACACAAGUUCCGUGGUUCAAAACAACAAGUGCAGCCGAAAGAAUAUUCCUGGCGUCUCGACCCUUACCCGGAGGAGAAUGUGUCACUUGUCUCGAACUUCAGGGAUCUACAAAGGAAUGACGGCUUGGACCCGCGGAUCAUUCGACGACUUGCUGGGCCUCGCAUAUCUCGUAUACCCGAUAGGAUCUGUCGUAGAGCUACCCAAGAAACUCUGCGUGGCCCGUAUCCCUCUUCUAUCUCUUAUUGAACGUUAGUUGCUGUUUUGUAAAUUUUCUGCACAUUAUUUGCGUCAAGUCAGAAAUUGUAUCCUUAAAUUUAGC
Molecule: messenger RNA, 1868 nt
Organism: Suillus paluster
Lineage: Eukaryota; Fungi; Basidiomycota; Agaricomycetes; Boletales; Suillaceae
Exons: 15
Coding region: 116-1795 (559 amino acids)
Biological process (GO): karyogamy involved in conjugation with cellular fusion; nuclear membrane fusion involved in karyogamy
Cellular component (GO): endoplasmic reticulum membrane
Source: RefSeq, a predicted model, not a curated record